Molecule: messenger RNA, 336 nt
Organism: Dibothriocephalus latus
Lineage: Eukaryota; Metazoa; Platyhelminthes; Cestoda; Diphyllobothriidea; Diphyllobothriidae
Source: the annotation of a GenBank genome assembly
AUGUUCAACGCAGUUAAAGAGACAACCGAGAAGCUGAAGGUUGGCCGUUUCUAUACGGAAUUCGGUAUCUGCGAGCCGGAUGGUAAUCCUGCCUCGAUCAACACCAUUGAAUGCAACGCUGUAAUGAACGGUGCUGAUGCUAACCUCCAAUCAUGGACCUACUGGGAUUCACAAUUCUUCGAUGGCGAAGGGAACCCCUAUCCGACCGUGGUACGUUCUGUCUUAUUUCGAAAUACCGAGCAUAUUCUUUUAGCCAAUCAGAAUGUCCAUUACAAUGCUGACUUCAUCCUCCUAAUAUACGGGUCUCUCUGUGUUGUAGUAUUUUUCCAGUGGUAG